AUAACAUAUAUAGAUCUACUUCUUAAAAAUGAUUUCAUCAUCUGUGGGCAUUCAAUUCCAUUGCUCAAAUUCAUUUAUCAAGUCUUUAAUUCACCCAAAUACAAUCGCAGCACUAUCAUACCAUGUCCAUUUGCUUUCUACGAGUUAGAAGCCUCUCUUUCAUUUAUAAUUUUACAUUUUACGCUUCUCUACAUUCGAUAAAGAGGCAGAUCCCAUUAUUUUCGUUAUUGUUACUGUCGUCUGUUUUGAUAUUCAUUUUGAUAACACUACAUUUAGGAAAAAAACACUGUACUGGUUUAAGACCUUAUAUUUCACAGUGAAAACCAAAUUUAAUGCCCUUUUUGAAUGCGAACUAUCCACUGGACUUAAACAGCUAGAGUUGACCAAUCGAUGGAGACAUAAUAUUUUCCUCCAUGUUUGCAUUUUGUUUACCGGCUUCUCUUUUUACACUUAACUAUAUUCGGGGAUGAAAAACCGAAAGCAAUAUAGUGCCGAAGCUCCAAGCCAAACACGCGUACGUUAUUUGUGCUUCAGAUGCUUCAGGUUAAUUGACAUAUAGUUUCUUUGUAGUUGUUUUGUUUCUUCUCUCGUUUUUGCUUUAGUCAUUAGAGUCAUUAGAAGAUAUUGUAUUAUUAUUCGUUUAAGUACUGAUAUCUAGACAGAUGUUAUUAGCUAUCACAACAACAGACUAUAAGUAAGUGUGUGUGCGUUCGGGUUUAACGCCUUUUUCAACAAUUUUUCAGUCAUAUAAACGACGGUGUCUACUUGAGCACACAUGCCCAACUUUAUAGUGCUGCCUCACUGGAAUAUCACGCCGUAGACACGUGACAUGAUACCCCACCCAGUCACAUUAUACUGACACUGGAAGCGAGGAAGCUACUAGUACGAUAUUUUUACUUCUUUGGUUAGACGCGGCCGGGGAUCGAACCCACGACCUCCCGCACUCGAAGCGGACGCUCUACCACUAGGCUACCGAGGUGGUCACCUAUAAGUAAGUGCCGUGUGGAAAGUCCGCCCGUACUUAAAUUAAAAUUUGUUAUAAUUGUUAUAUUUCUGAUCCUUUGGGAUCAUUUGGGAUCAUGGAGAUUUUUUUUUAGUUUUGUUCAAAUAGAGUUCCACUUAAGCUGGUGCUUGAAGACUUGAGCGACAUUGCACAUUCCAUUACUCCUCAUUAACAAACUCGUGAACAAACUCAUUGAGACUGGGUACGCUGUUGUUUUGUUUGAUUGCAUUCUUUGCAUCCAAAGGAUUUUACUAAAGAUUUAUCCAAACUUAAUCGUUAUCUAAUGCCCAUCAUUUAACUACUCAGGUUAAUUACCGAGGUACCAAUCUUUGAAAGCAGUAACUUUUCCUUUAAAAAGAAACGGCUGUGGCCAAGUGAUUAAGGUUGCUGACUUCAAAAUACUUGCCUCCCAAAACUUUUGGUUAGAGUUUCGCUUCGGGCGUUGAAUUUUUCAUGCAGCUAGUACAUGCGAUACAUUAGCUGACAAUCUUCAAAAUUAUUGUAUUAAAAGAUUUUGCUGCAAUGAUCAAGUCAUUUUUUGUGGAACUUUUGAAUUAACAAUCCCUUGCCACAGUUAUUUUAAAUUUUCUAUAUGUUUUAUUUGUCCGCCUUACUUUUGUACACUGGUUUGCCUGCAUACUUACGGUCAUGAUUACGAAUAUUUCAUAAUCAAAGACAUUACUGUCUAGCACAUUCUAAACUCCUCCUUAUGGCACGUUUUACAUGAAAAUACACGUUUUUGCUCUCGUAAGCUAUAUCACGUUAAGUAUAGUUUAUUUUUGUAUGUGUACGUUUUUAAUAACAUAAACGGAUAUAUAUAACAGGCAUUUAUGCUUAAUUUGUAGUUUAUUUUUUUAUGGUUCUGUUGUUUUCCAAAAAUAAGUGAUUGCUUUGAAAAAUAAUAUAGACUUGAAGCGAUUUCCCUAGCUCCUUUUGGUGAAGGUUUUGAAUUGACAAUUCAUUUUCAAUCUUAAAUUUUGAAUUUGUUUUAUUUACACUCUCUGCUUUACAUUUUUACAUAAUACAUGGAUAAUACUGCUUGAAUGUGUUGCCUGUAAAUAAGGUCUUUGAUCCUCUUUGUUUAGUUUUGACCGUCGUUUUCUCAUUUAGGGCAAACCUAUUAUUUUAACUGAGGACCAUGCGCCGCUUUUCAUGAAAUUACACGCUAGUGUAUCAUUGAAGGUUCCAUGUCAGCCGCCAUAUGACACAUCUGCGGAUGUCUCUAAAUUGUUUUUUUUUUGUACUUGCAGCAUGUGUAAAUGUUGAGUUCUGCUCAACCCGGAGCUAGAGGGUCCGGACGGUCGCAUGAAUUUCCACUUCCGUCCACGAACAGGCUCAAUCAAACCAAGCCUGCAACAUUUUCGUUUUUGUCGUGUUGACCGACCUGUGGAGUUUCCACUUUUUCUGCUUUAUCAUCAUAAUUAGAAUAUGCUUUGCAUAAGGCCAAGUUCCAUCAACGUGUUUUGAAACUUUAAUCGAAAUUAAAGAUAUCUAAUGUUUAAAACAGUUAUGAAUUCCAGUGUAUAAAAUACGUCGUUCUGAAUUUACCUAAUUAUAUAUAUUAUGAAGGUGUGCAUUACUAGUCUCUAAAAACAGCAAAAUGGUAUGCAAGUGCAUAAGCUAUUUAAAAUUUAAUUAUUAUGGCAAAUGUUUCUGCAUAAGCUAUUUAAUAUCUUAUUAUUACGGCUAAUGUACCUGAAAAAACAAAAAACAGUCUGAAGUGUGUACAAGCAUGACAGUACAUUUUAUAUUUUAUAUUUAUUUUCAUAUUUUAACAUAAUAGUAUAUAUAUAUAUAUCAUAUGUUACUCGAUUCUCGUUUGUGAUCAUAAUAAAGUGAUUGUUUUAGAAAACUGACAAACAUUGGACAAACUGCACACAUAAUACAAUAUGAGUGACACGAUACCCGGCGGCCAAAGCAAACCAUGGAAAUAUGACGUAGACAAAGGAUUUGCUUGGAUUGUCCUGAUAGGAUGUUUUGUGAUGUACAUGUUUGUGAUUGGAAGUUUCAAGGCCUUUGGUCUACUCUAUACGGAGAUGGUAGAGUAUUAUUCUGCAGGGUCUGGCAAUACAGCCUGGAUAAGCGCUAUAUCCUUAACACUGCUAUAUUGUCUAGGGCCUAUAGCCAACCUUCUAUGCAAACUGUACUCAUUCCGACGUGUAACUAUGGUAGGAGGUAUUUUAUUUGGGCUUGGAUAUUUCCUGUCGGGAUUCGUAACAAAGAUGGAAUACAUGUACUUUACAUUCUUUAGCACUGGUCUUGGAUAUGGAUUAUCUUUUGCGCCUUGUUCAACAAUUAUCAGUUAUUAUUUCGAUAAACGUCGAGCACUUGCUAACGGUAUCAUGGUGUCUGGAAGUGGUGUUGGGGCAAUUGCACUUCCUUUUCUUUACAAGUAUCUAAUUGAACAGUAUGGUCUGAAUGGAGCGUUUUGGAUCAUCGGUGCAACGUUUUCUAACGUUUGUGUAGCGGCUUGUGUGUUUCGGCAACCAAGAUAUUUGGUUGAGGAACAGAAAGAAAAACUUCGUGCAAAUAAACACACAGAGGAUGAAUAUGAUGUAUGUGCUAGCCAAUUGGUGGACGGGAAAGGUGAUAAAAAUGCUGUUCGAAAUAUUUAUAAAGGACUUUGUUCUGCUCUAGAUCUGAGGUUUAAUCUUUUAAAAAAAACACUGUUUACUCUAUACCUUAUAUCAUUCAUGUGUUGUGGAUUUGCAUUUGUAGGAAGUAUCAUCCUUAUCCCGAGCAGUGUAAAGACACUUGGUUAUGAUAAAACAUAUGUAGCACUUAGUGUAAUAAUAUUCGGUGGCGUAGAAGUUGUUGCAAGAAUACUGAUCGGAUGGUUUGCAGAUUUACACAUAAUUAAGUGCAAGUACAUAUACGUUGUAAACAUGUUCAUUGUUGGGGCAUUCUCUCUGAUUGCCCCAUUAUUUGAAAGUUUUUCCUUCAUUGCUGUCUACGCUACAGUAGCGGCAUCGUUUGCAGGAUCAUACUUAAGCUUGCGUUCAGUAUUGAUAAUAGAAGCUGUGGAUCUGGAGAAUUUUUCCUCUGCAUUUGGAUUACUUUCCUUAACACAGGCAAUAGGUGUUCUCCCAGGUCAGCCUGCUAUGGGUUGGUUGUACGACUUGUAUGGAAACUGGAAUCCAUCAUUCAUUCUGACUGGGUUUAUGUAUAUAUUGGCCGGAAUCAUUGUACUACUGGAACCCUUCGUAGUCCGAUGUUGGACAAAAUCAGACAAUGAAGAUCUGUGUUCACCUGACAACCAAAACCAAAGCCAUGAUCAAGGCAAACCAACCGACGGCACCUGUAAAGAUGAAUUACAAUCAUCAGAUACUAGUUUCUCAUCUUAGGCAUAUUUGUUGUUUGAAUCAAAUUGUAAAUGCAAUAUUUAUAUCGUAAAACAUUCAGUAUGUAACGCAUUUACGCUCAUAGAUAAACAACAAUCAAUAAAACUACCAAAAUCUUU
Molecule: messenger RNA, 4463 nt
Organism: Mercenaria mercenaria
Lineage: Eukaryota; Metazoa; Mollusca; Bivalvia; Venerida; Veneridae
Product: monocarboxylate transporter 12-like
Exons: 7
Coding region: 2893-4347 (484 amino acids)
Biological process (GO): transmembrane transport; monocarboxylic acid transport
Molecular function (GO): monocarboxylic acid transmembrane transporter activity
Source: RefSeq, a predicted model, not a curated record